AUGAUUCCUGACCUCCGCCGGCCCAUGACUGAUGCUAUAGGGUUGGCAGAAAAGGCGUCGAAGCUUACACCAAUUGAAAUGGCAACUGGUCAGAUCGACGCAUUCUACAGUUCUGAUGCUGAUGAUGUUCCCAGAAUAUCUCAGGAGUCGCACUAUGAUGCGGUUGAGAACAUCAUCAGUCAAUGCUUCGGCACUCAAAACGGUGGUGGAUACCAAUACGGAGCCUACAGUUACGACAACCGUUAUUCCCCUAUCGACCGUCGCAGUGCAGUGCCUGAGGAUAGAAAGGGAGUUCGCCGAGAUUGA
Fusarium tjaetaba is the source of this 306-nucleotide messenger RNA. RefSeq lists its product as uncharacterized. The record is from RefSeq and is a predicted model, not a curated record. The coding region runs from base 1 to 306 and encodes 101 amino acids. The transcript has 2 exons. Lineage: Eukaryota; Fungi; Ascomycota; Sordariomycetes; Hypocreales; Nectriaceae.